Messenger RNA from Cheilinus undulatus (humphead wrasse), 1655 nucleotides. Its product is annotated as trans-L-3-hydroxyproline dehydratase. Lineage: Eukaryota; Metazoa; Chordata; Actinopteri; Labriformes; Labridae. Bases 65 to 1123 code for a protein of 352 amino acids. The transcript is spliced from 6 exons. The record is from RefSeq and is a predicted model, not a curated record. Gene Ontology annotation, molecular function: hydro-lyase activity.
GGAACACGUCUGCAUAAAAGUAAUAAAAAGUGAAGAGGUCUGCAGAGGCUUGUGGACUUAAAACAUGGAAGAGACAAGGGGCACUGCGAUGGACCUUCAGCUUCCCCCACACAAAGGAGACUCACUCUCAGUGGUCGACAUGCACACAGGUGGAGAGCCUUUACGGAUCAUCCUCAGCGGCUACCCAGACAUAAAAGGUGACAGUGUGCUCUCCAAACGGCGUUACGUGCGGGAACACUUUGACCACCUGAGGAGGGUGCUGAUGUUUGAGCCCCGGGGACACUAUGACAUGUACGGAGCCCUGAUCGUGGACAGCGAGCUGCCAGAGGCAGAUAUGGGGGUUCUGUUCAUGCACAACGAGGGAUACAGCACCAUGUGUGGACAUGCUGUCAUUGCGCUGGGACGCUUCGCCGUGGACUACAAACUGGUGAAAGAACCAAAGACGCCAGAGACGCAGGUGAACAUCCACUGUCCCUGUGGGCUGGUGAAGGCGUUUGUCGAGUACUCAGGUGGUCAAACAGGAGGAGUGAGGUUCCUCAGUGUGCCUGCGUUUGCAUUCGCCACAGACGUGACAGUGACCGUGGAGGGGUUUGGGGAUGUGACAGUGGACAUUAGCUAUGGAGGAGCUUUCUACGCCUUUGUAAACGCCCAGAGGUUUGGCCUUGAUGUGACCAAGUCCAGGACUCGAGACCUGGUGGACGCAGCGACAGCGGUGACAAAUGCUGUCAAAGCCCAGGUGAAGCUGCAUCAUCCCACCAGUGAUGAUCUAGCUUUUCUCUAUGGCACUAUCCUCACAGAUGGCAAAGAUGAUUAUUCUCCUGAUCCCACCGCAAAUGUUUGUGUGUUUGCAGAAGCUCAGGUGGAUCGAAGCCCUACUGGUUCUGGUGUCACAGCCCGAGUGGCUCUCCAGUAUCAUAAACGUCUGAUCCAGCUGAAUCAGACCAGGACGUUUCAGAGUGGAGCUACAGGAUCCCAGUUCACCGGGAAAGCUGUUGAGGAGACCCGGUGUGGAGACUUCAAGGCUGUUGUGGUGGAAGUUGCUGGCAGAGCAUUUUACACCGGAGUUUCACACUUUGUUCAGGAGCCCGAAGACAAACUCACUCAUGGUUUCCUACUGAAAUAAGACUCAGUAAAGGGUAUGGUUUUUAUGCCACUACAAUCCAGUACUAACUAUAAAAGCACUCGGAGAGCGCAGACCUCCGCCAUUAGCCCUAUCUCCCAAUAGUAAAGAAUCCUUUAAAAAAUUCCUGGAUCCAGAUGGUAAUCUGGAAAAAUCCCAAAAUCUAAUCAGUUCUUCCUUCCUUAAAAUGUCAUCAAAAUCCGUCCAUAACUUUUUGAGUUAUGUUGCUAACAAACUAACUAACUAAAACCCUGCUGAUCACAUAACCUCCUUGGCUGAGGAAAUAAAAACUCCAAGAUCCUCAAUAAGAAUCCGAUUUUACAGUGAACAGUAGUUUAACCAACUUAUUAUUCCAUCACUUUGAAUGGAAAGACUACCAAUAAACAUACUGUUUGUACAAUUUUGUUUUAAUUUCAUAAGGAUUUGUAUAAAGUGCCAUGUGAUUUAAUCUACCAGUAGGUGGCACAAGUAGACUAGAAGCUUGCAGAGGUUUCUUGGUUAUAAUGUUCAAGACACAAUAAAAAACUUUUCCAUC